GUGCUGCAAGCGGCCCGCGGGCGGCUUCGUGCUGGAGGCGGGGGGCACCGCGCCCCAGGACCCCGCCCGGCAGGCAAUAGACGGUGGCGGCGUGGCGGCGGCCGAGGGGGACCCGGCGCAGGAGAGCGCCGGCGACGGCGACGGCGUGCAGCCGCCGGACGGCGUGGGCGUCGCGCUGUCGGAUCACCCCGUGUCGCUCGAGGAGUUUGCCAGGGACGCGUUUCCUGACGAGGUCUACGAGUGGUACAAGCGCGACAAUCCCCUCUUCGAUGGCACUGAUUUCUCAGAGACCUUUGACUGCACCGCGCCGCGAGGCGCUGGUGCGCUCUGCUGGACGGGCGCCAAGCGCCUGGCAUCGGCUGGCAGGUGCCAAGGCUCUGGCCUGUAG
This is a messenger RNA of Prorocentrum cordatum, 388 nucleotides long. The record is from the annotation of a GenBank genome assembly. Lineage: Eukaryota; Dinophyceae; Prorocentrales; Prorocentraceae.